AUGUAUCUGCAAGGCAUUAACCUCGAAAUGGCUGAUUACGACGGUCGAACGGCUCUACACGUGGCUGCAGCUGAAGGACAUAUGCACCUUGUAAAAUUCUUCGUAAACGUCGCUAAAGUGAAUCAUCAACCCCGAGACAGAAACUCAGUAGGGUUUAGCUCAUACUGGACGAUGGUAGGGAAUUCUCAAGGUCUCGCUGUGAAAUUGUGGUGGGACCUCGAGAACCCUGAACCGUUUUCCUAG
Messenger RNA from Haemonchus placei, 243 nucleotides. The record is from the annotation of a GenBank genome assembly. NCBI's taxonomy places the organism in Eukaryota, Metazoa, Nematoda, Chromadorea, Rhabditida, Trichostrongylidae.